AUGCUUUUUGAACAUUUUAAAAAAGAAUUUACAACAGAACCUGAACAACAUUUAACAGAUUUUUCUUUAGCUUUAAUUAAUAAUGUUCACGUUCUUUAUCAACAACCCAGCCUUUCCCCCAAUUUGGAUAUUGUUAUUGUUAGAUUUGAAAUGUGGAAGACACAACCUGCACCUUUGGCAACAGAAAUUCAUAAAAACGGACAAGCACAAACAUUGCUGGAUUCUUUUUGUCGUCACCAAGCAAGAAUCAAUCCAGGGACAGAUUUAACACAUCCCGAACAUUGGGAUCAUGCUGUUUUACUGACAGGAUAUGAUAUUUAUCAUACAACAUCAAGUGUUGCUGGGGUUGCCCCUGUUGGAAGAAUGUGUGAUGAAUUAUUUGCUUGUUCUUUGGUAGAAGGGUUACAUUUGGGGCGUUCUUUUGUAUUAGCACAUGAAAUGGGUCAUAAUAUGGGUAUGGUACACGACGGAGUUCAAAAUCAGUGUGGACGUAGUUGCUGCCUAAUGUCAGCAGUUAAUGGCGCUGGAAAAACAACUUGGAGCAGGCAAUAA
Molecule: messenger RNA, 552 nt
Organism: Meloidogyne enterolobii
Lineage: Eukaryota; Metazoa; Nematoda; Chromadorea; Rhabditida; Meloidogynidae
Source: the annotation of a GenBank genome assembly